This is a messenger RNA of Salvia splendens (bonfire salvia), 831 nucleotides long. RefSeq names its product desiccation-related protein PCC27-45. The transcript has 3 exons. NCBI's taxonomy places the organism in Eukaryota, Viridiplantae, Streptophyta, Magnoliopsida, Lamiales, Lamiaceae. The coding region runs from base 218 to 670 and encodes 150 amino acids. Gene Ontology annotation, cellular component: cytosol. The record is from RefSeq and is a predicted model, not a curated record. Gene Ontology annotation, biological process: response to desiccation.
AUCUUUCCCCUUUAAUAAACAAGAUAUUUUAUUCGGAUUUCGGCCCCUCAUCAUUAUCCAUAACAAAAAUAUAAGAAAAAUAAGAAAUCGAACCACUUUUGCUUUGGCGUUCAUAACCAAUCUGCAAACAACUCUCUAUAAUUAGUACUUCAUCCCGACGUUCAUAAAAUCACCUCAACCAAAACUUGUCUCUCAUCACCAUAAUCAAACAGCAGCGAUGCAAUACGUGGACAAGGCAAAGGAUUUCGUCGCCGAUAAGGUGGCGGACAUAGAGAAGCCGUCGGCGUCCGUGGACGACGUAGAUCUGAAGCACGUCGGCCGCGACGGCAUCACCUAUCUCGCGAAGGUCACCGUCGUCAAUCCCUACGGCGUCUCCGUUCCCGUCGGCGAAAUCACCUACACUCUCAAAAGCGUCGACAGGGUUAUCGCGUCGGGGAACAUACCGGAUCCGGGAUCGCUGAAGGGGAACGACAAGACGAUCCUUGAGGUGGGGAUGAAGGUUCCGCACAGUGUGUUGGUGAGCUUGAUCAAGGACAUCGGCGCCGAUUGGGACGUGGAUUACACCGUCGAGAUCGGAAUAGUCGUGGAUCUUCCCGUGUUUGGGAAUUUCACGAUUCCGCUCACGCACAAGGGUGAGAUGAAAUUGCCGUCUCUCAAGGACUGCGUUUAGAAUGUUUAUUGCAACCCGCCCUUCUACUUAAUUAACUAUUCUCUACCCAAUUUGGAUAAGUAUAUGUAUUAAGCUGUGUAUUGUGAUUAUCAUAUGAAUGUUGUCUUGUAUUACAAAAUAAAGCUACUCUCCUUCGUGUUAUAAAAUAGUGUUGCUAAUAA